AUGCCUAAAAAACCUUUAAAAACAUUUAUUGCAAUAGCUGUUUCUUUUGCAGGUGUCCACUACUUCAUAUCAGGUCUAAUGAUAGUGACGAGUGGCAUAGGUUUCCUGAACAGCUGCGUGACGAUGAACCGCAGUUCCAGUAAGAAUACAGGUCGGAAUAUCACCACCUGGUUAUUACUGGAUUCCUUGUUUGAAACCACGCGGGUUGUGUACGUGUUCGUCUGCGAAAUUAUGCUGAAAGGGAAGGGUCCAAUGCAGUUGUAUGAGUUGCUGAUCAGCGCUGCGCAAUACUGUAAGUUUCCGUUCCUUUGUUGCCCCCCUGUAUCUUGUGUCAUAUGCUUCCAUCCGGGAAUCAGUGUCGUUCGUGACGUAACACUCAAUUGCCCAGUUAGCGCGCUAUUCGACCCCUCUAAUAACCCUGUCAUUGUUAUUCAUUUUGCCGAGUUAGUUAGGUACAUAGGACUUGCUGUCUGCGUCCAUACUCUUUUGUACACUACCCAGCGAUAA
This is a messenger RNA of Spodoptera littoralis (African cotton leafworm), 507 nucleotides long. The record is from the annotation of a GenBank genome assembly. NCBI's taxonomy places the organism in Eukaryota, Metazoa, Arthropoda, Insecta, Lepidoptera, Noctuidae.